GGAAGGGAGGGUGUUUAGCUGGAGGCUGGAGGGAGCCAAACGGGUCCAGUGCCCCAUUGCAGGGGAGAGGGAGAGUAAACUAAGGAAGUUCUCCAACGAUAACGGUCCGCGCAAGAAAGUUGAGUAAGAUAUGGCUGGCAGAGGAGUUAUUGGGGAUAAAUGGUCCAUGAGGAUUCUCUGGUUUUGUGCAAUUGGAAGUGCAAUCAGCCUGUAUAUGGUUGCCACAGAGAGACAAAUGCAGAAUAGGGAGCGGAUGAUGGCUGAAAGUUUGAAGGCUAUGGAAUCUGAUGGAGGUGGAGGAGAGGAAGUUUGAAUGCAGAGGAUUGGAAUCCAAACUAAAUAUAUUUUAGGAGAAUUAUAGGCAUGAUGGCAAAGAUGAUGAUGGUGGUGGUGGUCUAUUUAUCUUCCGUUUGAAAGCCAUCACAUUGUUGGCGAAGAUUAUGAAAUUUGUACUUUUGUUUUUUAUCCUCUGGCUUAUAGGUCAACAGGUAGAAUAUGAUAUGAACGUUGCACAUUUAGUUCGUGCUUUUAUGCCUCUUUGUUGCUGUCAUUCUGACAGCAUAAGAUGAGUGCUGCAAAAAUUUGAGCAAUGGUCCAUUCCAUUCCUCUCUAUUCCUAAGCACAGAUCAUAGGAUUGCUUUAAAUGAUAUUGUCUUCUUUCAAUUUUUGUAGACUCACGCUUUUUAAAUAAAAUGAUUCCUAGGUUUGUGUUA
Messenger RNA from Malania oleifera, 713 nucleotides. RefSeq lists its product as uncharacterized. NCBI's taxonomy places the organism in Eukaryota, Viridiplantae, Streptophyta, Magnoliopsida, Santalales, Ximeniaceae. The transcript is spliced from 3 exons. The coding region runs from base 131 to 313 and encodes 60 amino acids. The record is from RefSeq and is a predicted model, not a curated record.